UUCCGAUGAGUGUGAACGCACCAUCGUUAUCCUGGUUCUCCAUCUUCCUCCAAACAGACGAAGGAGCACCCUGCGUCUGACACCCAGUGGAAUAUUUUUUCUCUUCUCACGUAUACUCAGCAAGAACUAAGGACCACAGUCAUGACGGACUCCAAAUAUUUCACAACAAACAAAAAAGGGGAGAUCUUUGAACUGAAGGCAGAGCUGAACAAUGAGAAGAAGGAGAAGAGGAAAGAGGCAGUGAAGAAGGUCAUUGCUGCCAUGACUGUUGGCAAAGAUGUCAGUUCUUUGUUCCCAGAUGUAGUCAACUGCAUGCAGACUGACAACCUGGAGCUGAAGAAGUUGGUGUACCUCUACUUGAUGAACUACGCCAAGAGCCAGCCUGAUAUGGCUAUAAUGGCCGUUAACAGCUUCGUCAAGGACUGUGAGGACCCCAAUCCUCUGAUCAGGGCUCUUGCCGUCCGCACCAUGGGUUGCAUUCGGGUGGACAAGAUCACAGAGUACUUGUGUGAGCCACUGAGAAAGUGCUUGAAGGAUGAGGACCCAUAUGUGAGGAAGACUGCAGCUGUUUGUGUAGCUAAACUUCAUGACAUCAAUGCCCAGAUGGUGGAGGACCAGGGCUUCCUGGACUCCCUGAGAGAUCUUAUUGCUGACUCCAAUCCCAUGGUUGUGGCCAAUGCAGUUGCUGCAUUAUCAGAGAUCAGUGAGUCUCACCCCAACAGCAACCUGCUGGACCUCAAUCCACAGAAUAUCAACAAGCUGCUGACGGCCCUCAACGAGUGCACAGAGUGGGGACAGACCUUCAUCCUGGACUGCCUGUCCAACUACAACCCCAAGGAUGAGCGUGAGGCUCAAAGCAUCUGUGAGCGUGUCACCCCCCGGCUGUCUCAUGCCAACUCAGCGGUGGUGCUGUCAGCUGUGAAGGUACUGAUGAAGUUCUUGGAGCUGCUGCCCAAGGAUUCUGACUACUACAACACAUUGCUGAAGAAGUUAUCUCCCCCACUGGUCACCUUGCUCUCCGGGGAGCCAGAGGUCCAGUAUGUGGCUCUGAGGAACAUCAACCUCAUCGUCCAGAAGAGGCCUGAGAUCCUGAAGCAGGAGAUCAAGGUGUUCUUUGUCAAAUACAAUGACCCCAUCUAUGUGAAACUGGAGAAACUGGACAUCAUGAUCCGUUUGGCUUCUCAGGCCAACAUUGCCCAGGUUUUGGCUGAAUUGAAGGAGUAUGCCACAGAGGUAGAUGUGGACUUUGUGCGUAAAGCUGUACGAGCCAUCGGACGCUGUGCCAUCAAAGUUGAGCAAUCGGCAGAGCGCUGUGUCAGCACUCUGCUGGACCUGAUCCAGACUAAGGUCAACUAUGUGGUUCAGGAGGCUAUUGUGGUCAUCAGGGACAUCUUCCGCAAGUACCCCAACAAGUAUGAAAGCAUCAUUGCCACACUCUGUGAGAACCUCGAUUCCUUGGAUGAGCCUGACGCUCGAGCUGCCAUGAUCUGGAUUGUUGGCGAGUAUGCUGAGCGGAUUGACAACGCUGAUGAGUUGCUGGAGAGCUUCCUUGAGGGCUUCCAUGAUGAGAGCACUCAGGUCCAGCUUACUCUGUUGACCGCCAUUGUCAAGCUGUUCCUUAAGAAGCCAUCAGAGACUCAGGAGCUGGUGCAGCAAGUCCUCAGCUUGGCCACUCAAGACUCUGACAACCCUGACCUGCGUGACAGAGGCUACAUUUAUUGGCGCCUGUUGUCCACUGACCCCGUAACUGCUAAAGAGGUGGUGUUGUCAGAGAAACCCCUAAUCUCAGAGGAGACCGACCUAAUAGAGCCCACCCUACUGGAUGAGCUUAUAUGCCACAUUGGUUCUCUGGCCUCUGUGUAUCACAAGCCCCCCAGCGCCUUUGUGGAGGGAAGCCAUGGAAUCCACCGGAAGCACCUUCCUGUUCAGCACAGCAGCAUCGACACAGGUGAGAGCCCAGUGAGCGGUGGGCCAGCAGCAGCCAUGGACCAGCCACAUGUCAUUCCCAGUCAGGGUGACCUGUUGGGUGAUCUGCUGAACCUGGACCUGGGUCCUCCAGUCAAUGUGCCCCAGGUCUCCUCCAUGCAGAUGGGUGCGGUGGACCUUCUGGGAGGAGGCCUUGACAGUUUGCUGGGGGGAGACCUGGGCGGAGGUGUUGGGGGAAGUCCAGCAGUGGGACAAAAUUUUAUCCCGUCAUCAGUCCCCAACACUUUUGCCCCUUCACCUACACCUGCACCUCCUGCCACCAGCAGUGGCCUCAACGACUUAUUUGAGCUUUCCACAGGCAUGGCCAUCACCACAGGAGGCUAUGCAGUCCCCAAAGCAGUAUGGCUUCCUGCAGUGAAAGCUAAAGGGCUCGAGAUCUCUGGAACAUUCUCUCGCCGUCAGGGUCACAUGUACAUGGACAUGACUUUCACCAACAAAGCCCUACAACACAUGACCGACUUUGCUAUCCAGUUUAACAAGAACAGUUUUGGGGUGAUCCCCACCAGUCCUCUGCCCGUUCAUACUCCACUGAUGCCCAAUCAGAGUAUUGAGAUCUCUUUGCCUCUUAACACCAUUGGGCCAGUUAUGAAGAUGGACCCUCUCAAUAAUCUUCAGGUGGCUGUAAAGAACAGCAUUGAUGUGUUCUACUUCAGCGUACUCAUCCCUCUCAAUGUAUUCUUUGUUGAGGAUGGAAAAAUGGAGCGACAGGUGUUCCUGGCUACUUGGAAAGACAUCCCCAAUGAGAAUGAGCUACAGUAUCAGAUAAAGGACUGCCACCUUAAUGCAGACACAGUUUCAGGGAAGCUGCAGAAUAACAAUAUCUACACCAUUGCCAAGAGAAAUGUAGAAGGCCAAGACAUGCUCUACCAGUCCCUGAAGCUAACCAAUGGCAUCUGGAUCCUGGCUGAGCUCCGCAUUCAACCUGGCAACCCCAACUACACGCUCUCUCUGAAGUGUCGGGCUCCAGAAGUGUCUCAGUACGUCUACCAGAUGUACGAUUCUGUGCUGAAGAAUUGACGCACUUCACCACUUGCCGACUCUGCUUCAUCCUGACAACAAACCGCAGUGUUUUUUUGUUUUGAUUUGUUUUUUUUAUUUUUCUGUAUGUGCAGCUGACUGCCAAAACAAGAGAAUCCAAACAGUAAAAGAUGGAUAGUAAGCAAUUUUGGAGAUUGUGUUUUUCCUCAAAGUGAUCAACAGGGUAAAUGUGAGAUGAGACAAAGGGUAUUGGGAGUGAUUAUCAAGCGUACUGUUGACAUUUCCUUUAUUUUGGCAGUUGAAAGCAUCAUUAAAAUCCUCUUAAUUCUACCCCCUAUUUUUACGUCUCAGUGAAAACCAUUCCAUCCUUAACAUUACGUCUUAUUGUUGUGAAGAUGUGAUUAAUGAUGAAAUUGUCCUGAGUGGGGACUUGCUUUGUUCAGCUCACACUUCUUUUAAUUUAGAUCCACUUUUGACGCUUUCUUUGCUUCAGUUGUACCUCCAGAGUCACAGCAGUAUUCUGUUGUUUUGAGACCAGAAAUGUCUGUCUGACUGCUUCUGCCACAUCUGGUGGGAUCACUUACAAUUUGUGCAAUUUGUUUAGAAACAAAUGUCAACUUUUCUCCCCUUACUGUGAAGCAUUGUACACUAAUUGAGAAACUUAGUGAUAAGUUAGCAACCCUGUAAUUGCAAAAUCUAGGCAUUUCAUUGUUUCCUUAUGCCAUUUAUGGUCUUUCUGGCAGAGGCGUUUACAACCAUCCGGUCUUCACAAAGCUCUAAAUCCUUUUAAUGACACUCCACCUUAUCCUUUUCUUGUUAAAGUGUUCGUAAGCAGUUCGCUGUGCUGGUUCUGAUAUUAAACAACUUCAGUAUAACAUUUUAUGAAGUGCUCUUCAAAAAUUAAAUAAAUCCAUAAGCAAAGGAAAAGUUACACUGUUUAGUCUUCUGAUGAGCAGGUGGCAUAAAGGACAUUGAUGGGUUUAAAUUCUUAAAGUUUUACAACCACUACAAAAGCAAGAGCAGCCAAUUUUGUGUUCACACUCCAGUGCCACUCUGUUUCCGGUUAUUUGCUUGACACGAUUUUUAUUUUUUCUUCUUCUCCUCCUCCUCUUUUCUGAAACGGUCCCAUUUACUGCAGCCACACUUUUCACAACUAUAUUUUCAUUCCUAUUUAUUGUGCAUCUACCUCUGUGUGUUUUCUUUUCACAGGUGUUAUUGUUGCAUUAGUUUCAUUUCCUUGAUGUGCUUUACAUGUCAUUUGAAUGCCAGUGUUUUUAUUUUUUAUUUUCUUGGGGGGAUUUUCAUGUAAUGCUAAACUGUGGGAAAUCCGCCAAGUCAGGUUCACAGGACCACACAUUUACAAAAAUGAAUUGCCAAGUUUAUUUUUAUUACUCUCAAAAGAAUCCUUAUAAAGUUGGCAUAGUGUGAGCUAUAUGAACAUUAGAGUACAUAUACCCAAACCCCCAGAGUUGUACUGUAGGCCAGUAAUGGUGUAGUAAGAAAAUGUUUAGUAACUAUGUAUAAAAAUGAAGCAAAAAUGCUUUCUCCCUAUCCCAGUGUGUCAGUUGUGUUGGUGACGUACAUGAGAUGAGAACAUUAAUGUGCCUGCAUGAACUCGCUGUCAUUUUACCCUUUCUUAAUUUCAGCUGUGGAUUUCCUCAAGUCUGAAAUUCUGCUCCUAACCUACGUUUCAUUGUAGAUCCCAUUAGUUUUUUAUUUGUUUGUUUUUUUUCUAAACACAGCAUCGUCUUAAACACACUCCUGCAAAUAGAAAUGUUUCCAGCAGCACAGAAUGUGUGCCGAGGUCGGUCACGGCAUCUUAUGAAAUGGAAAAGUUUGUGUCAUUGCUGUAAGCUUGUUGUAAAUGAUUUGUUACUGUCACAGUACCACAUCUUGUGUCAAUAAAUCGUCAAAUCCUU
Messenger RNA from Pundamilia nyererei, 4883 nucleotides. It is a transcript of the gene ap2b1, whose product is annotated as adaptor related protein complex 2 subunit beta 1. Gene Ontology annotation, cellular component: membrane coat; clathrin adaptor complex. The transcript is spliced from 22 exons. Lineage: Eukaryota; Metazoa; Chordata; Actinopteri; Cichliformes; Cichlidae. The record is from RefSeq and is a predicted model, not a curated record. Gene Ontology annotation, molecular function: clathrin binding. Gene Ontology annotation, biological process: vesicle-mediated transport; intracellular protein transport. Bases 142 to 3003 code for a protein of 953 amino acids.